Penicillium longicatenatum is the source of this 1521-nucleotide messenger RNA. RefSeq names its product sugar porter family MFS transporter. Gene Ontology annotation, molecular function: carbohydrate:proton symporter activity. The transcript has 5 exons. Gene Ontology annotation, biological process: carbohydrate transport; transmembrane transport. The coding region runs from base 1 to 1521 and encodes 506 amino acids. The record is from RefSeq and is a predicted model, not a curated record. Gene Ontology annotation, cellular component: membrane. NCBI's taxonomy places the organism in Eukaryota, Fungi, Ascomycota, Eurotiomycetes, Eurotiales, Aspergillaceae.
AUGUCGGUCGCGGCUAGCGCUCGUGCUGAAUGGCGCGCUAUUGCUAUUUGCUUGUUCAUUACCAUUGCUGCGUUCCAAUUUGGUUUUGACUCUUCCUAUUACUCCGGUAUCCUGGCCAUGGAGCCGUUUAUCAAGGAAUAUGGCCGCUAUGAUAGUGCGACGGGUGCUUUUACCCUGAGUGCUAGCAUGCAGUCUCUUACUACCAGCAUUAUUAACGUUGGUGAGCUCGUCGGUGCCGUUUCCUCGUUCUUAGUGGACGAUCGAAUCGGCCGUCGUGGAGGUUUAUUUGUGUCCAGCGCUUUUGUGGUUGCUGGCGUGAUCUUUCAAGUCGCUGCAGAUGACUUGGGCCUGUUGAUCGUUGGGCGUCUAUUGCUAGGUUACGCCGUGGGUUUGAUCUCAUGCCUAGUCCCCUUAUACGUCGCAGACUGCUCCCCAACCCGAUUCCGCGGAGCUCUAGUAUCCUUGUACCAGUUUGAUGUGGGACUGGGUUUGCUUUUUGGAGUCAUUGUUGACAACGCGACUAAAAACCGGAAUGAUAGUGGCGCCUACCGCAUCCCAAUGGCGGUGCAGCUGGUCUUCCCCGUCAUCCUGGUCCCUGGAUUGAUCUUGUUUGCCCCCGAAUCCCCUCGGUGGCUAUUAUCUAAAGGGAAAGUCGAACAAGCGAGGAAGUCUCUUCGAAGGUUACAUGGGGACCGGCCUGAUUUUAUUGAAAGUGAAAUCCUGUAUAUCACCGGUCUUAUCGAAGAAGAAAGGCGGACUGAGGGAUCCUGGAUCGACUUGUUAAAAUGGAAUGCUGAUGGCCGGAAGGCCUAUCUUGGAAUGGCAUUGCAAGCAUGGCAACAAGCCUCGGGUAUCAACUUCAUCACCAGCUAUGGUAUCGUCUUUUUCAGUGCAAUUGGGAUGACGAAUUCUUUCCUCAUCCAAAUGGGACUCUAUCUUGUCCCAAUGCCAGCAGUCUGGCUCAACCAAUACUGUGUUGAGCGAUUCGGUCGUCGCUCGAUGCUACUCAUAUCAACGUCUGCGGUAGCAGUCGUGUUAUUAAUCGUCGGUGGUGCCGGAUCAGCAAGUGACAAGACCCUGGCUCUCGACCGGACGAUCGUCGGCAUGGUGUAUAUUUUCAUGAUCGUCUUUAAUCUGGCACUAGGACCAGCUGUCUGGGUCGUGACGUCUGAGAUAUCUACCGGUCCCAAUCGUAGCAAGCUUAUGGCGACAUCCACCGGAGCCAAUUGGUUCUGCAGCUGGCUGGUCACAUUCACCUUCCCAUACCUGUUUGAUGCAGAUGCGGCUGGGCUCAGCGCAAGAGUCGGGUUCAUCUAUGGUGGCUUGAUGAUUGGCGCUGCUACUUGGAUAUUUUUCUUCUUGCCUGAGACGUCUGGGCGUACCCUAGAGGAGAUCCAGGUCAUGUUCCAGCAGGGCGUUUCGGCUCGGAAGUUUAAGACAUACCGAGAAGUUGACUUGACAAGAUCGCUUGCAUUGGAAGAGAAGGAGGGAGCCCAUGUUACUGAGGUGGACCAUGUCUAG